CGCGACACGUGCGAGGUGCGUGCAAAGUUUCCUAUUGUAUUGUAUUGUGUGUUGUGAAAAAAGUUUCAAACAUUUUCAGCAUAAAACACAGAAAAUAGAAUACAAUAUAAAGAGAUAUACCAGGAGACACCGACAACGACAACGACACCGUCACCGACACCGACACCUCCCGUACCACAUCGUCAGCAGCUGUCAGAAAGUAAGGUAAAAAAUGCAACGCGAGAAUGGAUACACGAAGGAGGCCACCCUGCAGAACUUGGCCAAACGCGAGCUGGCCAACGGCCUCGACAAGGAUCCAAUUUACAAAUUGCGCCUGCAAUGCUUCAGUCGUGGUGCCACUGGCAUCUUGGGCCUGUCCAGAGUCUUUCGGGUGAUGGAUGAUGACGGCAGCAAGACCCUCAGCCUCGAGGAGUUUAAAAAGGGAAUCUCAGAUGUUGGUCUCGAUGUGAGCGACUCGGAAAUCUCCGAUAUGUUCUCGCGUUUCGAUGCAGAUGGCAGUGGCACCAUCAACAUGACAGAAUUUCUGAACAAGCUUCGUCCACCUAUGAACGAGGGCCGUGUGAGCAUCAUUGAGAAGGCCUUCGACAAGAUGGACGUCAACGAUGAUGGACACAUAACCGAGACAGAUCUGAUGAAUCUCUACUCGGUGAAGGAUCAUCCGAAGUAUUUGAGCGGCGAGAUGAGCAAGUUGGAGAUUCUGCGCGAGUUCCUGAAGAAUUUCGAGGCCGGUGCCCCGAACCCAGAUGGCGUUGUCACCAAGGAGGAGUUCAUCAACUAUUACUCCACUAUUAGCGCCUCGAUCGACAACGACGCCUACUUCGAUCUGGUGAUGCGCCGCGCCUACAAUCUUUGAAUUUUCCGUUUUCAAUGCCAUCCAUUUGCCGUCUUUGAUGCUUGAGGAGUUUGGACUGAGCUCCCGCACACGAAAAUUUCCACUAAAUCCAGUCCCAUAUUGAAAUAUAAUGUACUCCUAAUGUUACUCCA
Messenger RNA from Drosophila obscura, 984 nucleotides. Its product is annotated as calcyphosin-like protein. The transcript has 5 exons. The record is from RefSeq and is a predicted model, not a curated record. Gene Ontology annotation, molecular function: calcium ion binding. Lineage: Eukaryota; Metazoa; Arthropoda; Insecta; Diptera; Drosophilidae. The coding region runs from base 212 to 853 and encodes 213 amino acids.